Molecule: messenger RNA, 1905 nt
Organism: Orycteropus afer afer
Lineage: Eukaryota; Metazoa; Chordata; Mammalia; Tubulidentata; Orycteropodidae
Source: RefSeq, a predicted model, not a curated record
AUGGCGCCGGACGGUGGGCUCCCCAGUUCCUCGGUGGCCAGAGUCCUCGUGUGUGCCUGUGGAGCUAGCCGAGUGCACGUGGUGUGCAUGGAGUUAGGCAAUGCCUUUCUGAGCUGCGCCUGCAACCUGUGUAUCGUGCUGGGGGCCGACCCCUUUCAUAGCCUCUCCUCUGAACUUGACGUGUAUACAAGUGGGCAGGCCUCCGCGUUUUGUCCUCCGGGCCUGUGCUCUUCCAUGCGCCUCCCUGCUGAGCCUGGGCCCCCCAAAGCACACCUCACCCCGCACUACCUGUACCCUGAGGAGCACAUCCUGGACAAGGGCUCUGGAGCUGCGUGCCCCACCAUCGGCCAUGCUCUCCGCUUAGAACAUGCUGGAACGCAGCCACGGCGGGCAUCCCUCUGGCAGCUGGCGAGCAAAUCCUGCUCCGCAAAUGGAGAGAGAGGCCGGGCCCUGCAGGAGCGCCUGAGGCAGCCCCCGCCGUCGGAGGACAGCCCUGCGGGUCGGGCGCCAGCUCAUGACUUCCUAGCCGCCACCAUGGAUCGGCACAGAGACGCGGAGAUGGAGCCGGGGCGCGGCCUCGAGCUGGACGGGGACAAGACCGUGUGCCACAGCUGCUGCAUCUGCGGCAAGACCUUCCCGUUCCAGAGCUCUCUGUCCCAGCACAUGCGCAAGCACACCGGCGAGAAGCCCUACCAGUGCCCCUACUGCGACCACAGGGCCUCCCAGAAGGGCAACCUCAAGCUCCACAUCCGGAGCCAUCGCACCGGGACCCUGGGGCCAGGGCACGAGCCGGAGGCCGGCGAGGCCCCGCUGGGCGAGCUGCGCGUGGCCGAGGGCCUGGACGGCUGCGCCAGCCCCACCAAGAGCACCUCGGCCUGCAACAAGGUCCUCAACGGGGCCUCGCCGGGCGACGGCGGCAAGAUCCUGCUGCGGGGCAGCCGCAAGGAGGCGGACGCGGCGGGUGGCGCCCAGGGCGCCUGCGCGGCAGCCUGGCGGUGCCCCUUCUGCAAGAGCGUCUUCGAGCGCAAGCGGGCCCUGGAGCAGCACCUACGUGACGCUGCGCGAGGAGGCGCUGCUGGGCCACAUCGAGAAGGAGCACGUCACCGCGCAGGCGCCCAACGGCGGCGGCGCCGAGGCGGCGGUGGAGAACGGCCGGAGCGAGCUGCCGGCCGGGGAGUUCCCGCGCACAUGAAGAAGCACCGCGGCUCCUUCGACCACGGCUGCCACAUCUGCGGCCGCCGCUUCAAGGAGCCCUGGUUCCUCAAGAACCACAUGAAGGCGCACGGCCCCAAGGCGGCCGGCAAGAACCGGCUGCGCAGCGAGCUGGACCCCAUCGCUACCAUCAACAACGUGGUGCAGGAGGAGACCAUCGUCACGGGCCUGUCCCUCUACGAGGUCUGCACCAAGUGCGGGAACCUGUUUACAAACCUGGACAGCUUGAGCGCGCACAACGCCGUGCACCGGCGCGCCGAGGCGGGCGGGCCCAGCAGCCCCGGCUCUGCCAGCGCCGCGGAUGAUUCCCCGGGCUCCGGCCUGGCCGACGAGGUCGUGGACGACAGUGGUGAGGAGGGCGCGCCUGAGCCGGUGCCAGACAGGUGUGGCCGUGCCCGAGGCGGACCACACAGGCAUCAGUCCCGUUUCUUCCACGUGGAAGGUGAGGGCUCUGCACUGAGCCAUGUGCCGUACACUGAGCACGUCUUCUGCCGCGUCACGGUGCAGCGGCUACGCCGUCGGUCCAGCCGCACCGUCUCCCCGCCCUGUGCUGCCUCCCUGAGACCCCAUCCCAGACCUCAGUUGUCGAGGGGCCAGGACUGGGUGCGUCCAAGCCCGCCACCGCCCCGGGCUAUUGCCCGUGGACCUGCCUCCUUCCGGAAGCCCGGCCCCUCGGCCCUGGUUGCUGCCUGA